This is a messenger RNA of Vitrella brassicaformis, 1504 nucleotides long. The record is from the annotation of a GenBank genome assembly. NCBI's taxonomy places the organism in Eukaryota, Vitrellaceae.
AUGGCACGCCACCGUCCCGGCAAGAAGGCCGCCGCUCGUGCGGCAUGUGUGGCACCCGACACGCCUACCUCCUCCACUGGCAGCGGUGACGCUGCCAGUGGAGGGGCAGAUAAGGUCCGCCUGACAGGCUGUGGGUACUCAUCUGAAUGAUCCCAUGUGUGCUGCGACUCUCAGGAGAUUAUUCGUCUCCUACGGGAUAAGCUACGUUCCGAGCGGGAGGAGCGGGCCAAGACGGAGUCCAUUCUCCAGCAGGUAGGAGGGAGAGGGAAGGCGGGCCAAUGGCUGCCAACAACCUCUGCUGCCCUGUCUUUCAGGAGCUACUGAAGCUGUGCCGCGUUAAUUCUGAGUUGAACAAGGUAAGAUCGUCGACUUUUAACACAUGCCAAUCUGAAUGCCGUGUGGUGUGUGUGCAGGAGCUGGCUGCCGCCAAGGAGGACAACAAGAACUUGCUGGACCAACUGCACGUGUUGGUAUGCGCCACCCAUUCACUCACACAUAAGCAGAUCGAUGUGCAUUCAUUCUACGUCUGUCUGUGUGUGGGUGUGUGUGCAGGUCAACGAGCCGAGCCUUGAUGUUGCGGGGCGGCACUCCCUCCUGCUCCUCCUGCGAUCGUAAACCUCACACACAUCCAUCCACUCACAACAUGGCCAGAUCCAAGUGCACCUGCGUCUCUGUGCAUGUGUUGUGUGUGCAGUCUGGUUCCCUCGGUGCUGGUGCUCCUGACGUUGGUUCGGUCGCUCCUGGAGUUGGCAAGACCUCCACGACGUCGCCUGCCGGCAAUGUACGCGCUCACACACAACAUCAACUCAUUCAUGGGCAGGUCCCGUGACAAUGUGUGUGUUCAGGACAGAAGCCUCGGGCAACAUGCUCGCCGCACCGUCUGAGAGGCCCGGCGAGAGCAGGCAGACCGGCAACGAUCGGCCGAGGAGGAAUCCAUGGUGACCAAGGUAUGAUGGCCAGCUGCCGGUAAGGACACACUUGCCAUAAUUCUGGACUUCGCUGUGCACAAGGGCCUUCUAUGUUUGCAGGCGUGCAAUUGCUGCCUCCAUUUUAUAUUCGACGGCCGUGUUUUUGAGAUCCGACGUGCGGCCGCCACUUCCGCAUUAUGUCUCGAGACAGCCUGAGAGGAGACAUCAUCGUCACGAUGUUGGACGGGGUUGAGAAGGGCGGCGGGUAAGCAGCGCGCGGCACACACACGGGCAGGGGAAAGUCACGGAAUCUGUGUGCAUGGAUCUCGUUUCCUGCCCUUGAGAUAGAGCCUCGGCGGGCAAAUCGCUGUCUACAUUUUAUAUUCGAUCGAUUGAUGACGACAUAUUGAGCCGCACGCCUUGCCCCGCCGUCUGGGCAUCAGAUGUGAGCUGUCGAAAUGUACUGAUCAACUCGCGGGUAAGCGUGUGUGUGCACGCAGGUAAAGUGCCGUCUGCGUCUUACAUCUGUGGCCCUCUCCUAGUACUUCAUCGUGGACCUGGCGGCUGUACAUCGAUCGCAUCAACAUCUCCGGCGG